Blumeria graminis f. sp. triticale is the source of this 3141-nucleotide messenger RNA. Lineage: Eukaryota; Fungi; Ascomycota; Leotiomycetes; Helotiales; Erysiphaceae. The record is from the annotation of a GenBank genome assembly.
AUGUCCGAACCUGAGCGAUUAUUUCUUGAAUAUUACCAGCUGAAGACAGCUUUCCCUACAGAAUGGCCGGCAGAAAAAGAUGAUAGUGAGGUUUCGGACGAGGAGCUUGCUGAGGCCUCCCGAAAAGGGGCAUCCAGAAAGUCCAGAUCGAGAUAUUCAGCCUUGGUAAAAGCUGCAAGUAAUCGAAAAAGUUACUUUUCAGGUUCUCAAAUAGCUAUGAAUGGGGCAGAAACACUAGUCCAAAGAGAUGAACCAGAUCCUCUCGGCUCAACGGACAGUGUCGUUGGAAAACUGAAGAUGUCGGGCCUACCUGUCCAAGAUAAUCCAUCAAUGCGAAAUAAAUUUCUUCUCUCAUCCACUACCUUCUCACCAUCUUUGUUCCUCUCUCAAGUUCAUUCCAAAGCCUCGACACAAGAUCUACUAGAUGGUCUGGAUCUUCUGUCACGAUCAAUUGACCAGAAGUCAGCUUCCUUAAAAGUUUUGGUAGAAUCAAAUUUUGAACGGUUUGUGAGGGCCAAGGCCACGAUUGAUAAUGUCUAUAAAGAAAUGAGGUAUCAAGGUGAAGAACCUACACCGGUCACUACACGACCACGCCCACACUCAAGACAUGCAAGCAGGAACAGUUUUCGAGCAAGCAGCGGUAACCAGACGUCUAUGAUGACCCAAACCACAGAUGUAAAGAAGAAGAAUGCUCUAGCUAAAGAAAGCGAAUAUGGGGUCCUCGGUAUUAAAUUACACUUAUUAGAUGUAUCCGCUAAAGCUGAGGAGGUUUGGGGACCAGCUCUAGGAGGGCAGGAGACCGAAGAUAGCUUGAAACUAUUGAUGACGACUAUUGAACAGUAUAAAGAGAUUUAUGAGCUCAGUGGAUCAAUCUCAGAUAGCAUUCGACGCAAAGACUUUGAGGCGAUAAUAGAGGAUUAUGGAAAGGCGAAGCAGUUUGCUGACGAGGCUAAGAAACUGUCGGAUGAAUUGGAGUCAACAACACCCUCCGAUUCCCAAAUUUUCCAAAUUUUGCUAGCCGCACGUGUUUGGAGCGAUGUUGAAGAACUUGUUGAAGACUUCAAACGUGAUCUAUGGAGGAAGCUAAUUUCUGCCCCAAAUACAUCUCCUGAGUUAGACGGAACUUCAGGAGGUUCUCAAGAUCAGCAUAUAGAGUUAAUUUCUAUACUUUUAGAGCUAGGUGUGACCGAUAAUCCUAUUUUAGUCUGGUUAUCAAAUCGAUAUAAUCAUCUAAAAACUAAAAUUCAGGUUACAUCAGAUCGCUCAAGAGUUGAGGUAGAAAUAAUGCGGCGACGUCUCGCGAAUAGCGACAGGCCAACAGAUAAGACCAUUGCGACAAACUUGAAAUCUCUAUAUCGCCAUAACGUUGAAAACAAUCCUCUAUCAAUUGAUUCACAAGAAGUGAUCGAAUUCUGGGAUAAAAUACAAAGUUUUUUAGACAUUUUGCUAUCAAAUCAAGGAAUUCUUGGCGAAGUCACUGGAUACUGUCAAUCCGUAGAAAGCUUCGUUGACGGAAAGGCUCAACAAAUUUAUCGUACAAGUAUCAAUGAGGUUCUAUUUCAGAAAAAUCGACUUUCUAAAGCUGAGGCAGUGGAACUGCGAAAGGGAACUAUGGAGCUCGUCAACCUAGUGAGAGAAACCAUAUUUGAAUUUUUUUCUGAUCCGCCCAUUGACGAUAUAUCGGCUCUCUUCUCACCGUUAUUACAAACACCACGGACGCCUUCAUUUUCUGUUCAGUUACCUCAGUCCAAUCUUAGAGAUCCACGAAUGAGCUUUGACGCCAGUAAUAUGCCCCCUCCCUCUCCCAAAAGAGGAGAAGCAUGGGAAAAGUAUGCUUUCUGGCCUCCUUGGGCGAAUACCUUAAGCGGAGUAUAUCACCUCGGACGAUUUCUUGUGUUGAUCGGCACUAGCACGAAUCAAAUGUCUGCAUUAUUUCCAGAUAAUUCCACUAUUGAGAAUUUAAAAUCUCUCGUAAGUACCAUACGUGAGAGAUGUGCCACCGCACUAUAUGCGGCAUGGAAUAGAGAUGCGGAAAACUUUAAGGUGCUAGAAGAUUGGGAAAGGUCACCAGAGAAGAGCGAUCAAACAAAGAUGCCUAUGUACUUUGGCGCAUUUGAAAGUGCUGUCUUGAAUGGAAUGCAGAAAAUAUUGUACAUAUCAGAUGCGCAAGUCAAGCCUAAUUCAGUAAAUGUUGUCACACCACCCUCAGCAAAACUUUUGCAGAUGGUUCGGAGUCAAUUUGUUACGACUCUGUACAAGUCCCUUGCUGGGCUUGUAGAGAAUGCCGAGAAAUCUACCUACAGGGAAGUUGAUAAAUGGACACAAGAUUCCAAUGAUCUCAUUAGCCCGACAGUGCUGUUAAAUGCAAAAGUUUUGGGAACAGGGUCUGUUGAUUCUAGCGAUAGGAAUGUCCGUAUGCUUUUAACUUUGAGUAACUUGCAGGCUCUUCGUACUGAGAUUGUGCCGAAUCUAACUGCUCAAUUUGAGAACGCAUUCUCUGUAAAACUUACUGAAGAAACAAAAACUAUACGGGAUGUUCUGGGGCAGAUUGAUGCCCGACUCUUCUCUUCAUUUACACGGCCAUUUGUCGACUCUAUUCGAACCAACAUUCGAGCAGGAAUCAAUUCGCCAUCAUGGUCAUCCACUGAUAAGCCCCGAGAAGUUCGUCCCUAUGUUUACGAAGUGUUAUUAUCUUUAGUCCUUGUUCACACGCAAGUCUUUACUACAGCCUCCUCUCUUACAACACAAGUUCUAUCCUAUUAUCUUGAGCAGAUUUCGAUGGAAAUUCUAGAUGUCUUUAAACUUCGUCAGCGCUGGACCCUGCCCGAACUCAUGCAAGCAACACUUGACGUAGAGUUUAUUUCACAAAUAUUGAGCCAGUAUACAACUGAAAAAUCUAGUGAUAUGCAGAGUCAAAUUUAUCAGGAAUUGGAUAAAGGCACAGACAGUGAGGCAAGAGCAUUGCUUCAAGCUGAACUACCGGAAAUGAGAGCGAUUCUAAAGAGGCUAAGGGAUAGGUGUAGAGUUGAGUUCGCUUGCUUCAAGAGAAGUAGAAAUCGAUUAGAAAGGGCGCCAGCUUCAUCCAUACUAUCAGAAGUGCCGAUAUUGAAGGCUGCGUACUGUUUAACCCGGCCUAUUUAG